Molecule: messenger RNA, 2928 nt
Organism: Magnusiomyces paraingens
Lineage: Eukaryota; Fungi; Ascomycota; Dipodascomycetes; Dipodascales; Dipodascaceae
Exons: 1
Coding region: 1-2928 (975 amino acids)
Source: RefSeq, a predicted model, not a curated record
AUGAAAAUUUCUAAAUCUCUUUAUGCUGCAUUCAUUGCUACUGCAGUCGCAGCUCCAAUUGCUGAGCCCGAAGCUGCGGCGGUUGCUUUUGCUGAGGCCAAGGCUGGUCCUGAAGCCUCAAAAGUGAGAUCCUACAUUGUUGAGAGAGGAUUGAAGAGUACAAGUUCUGGUGCUACAGGUGGAUCUGGUAGUGGUGGUGCUGGUGGAUCUGGUACCGGCGGUUCUGGUGGAUCUGGUACUGGAGGUAAUGCUUCUGGUUCUGGAUCUACUGGUGGAUCUGGUACUGGUGGUGCUGGCGGUUCCGGUACUGGUGGAUCUGGUGGAUCUGGCACUGGUGGUAGUGCUUCUGGUUCCGGAUCUACUGGUGGCUCUGGAACUGGUGGUUCUGGAGGCUCUGGUACUGGUGGAUCUGGUGGUUCCGGUACUGGCGGUAAUGCUUCAGGUGGUGAGGCUGUCGUUACUGUUACCACAGCUGGUCCUACAGUAACUUCAACCAUUUCUAGCUCAAGCAGUGCUACAGCAGCUUCUACAACUUCUUCUAGUUCUGCAGCUCCAACCAGCACUAGUAAGUCUAAGGGAAAAUGGUCUAACUCAGGCAAAACCAACAGUGGCUCCAGCUCCAACAAUUCUUCUUCUGGAAACACUGGCGGUUCUGGUACUGGUGGUGCUGGCGGCUCCGGUACUGGUGGAUCUGGUGGCUCUGGUACCGGCGGUAAUGCAUCUGGUUCCGGAUCUACUGGCGGCUCUGGAACUGGUGGCUCUGGAGGCUCUGGUACUGGAGGCUCUGGUGGUUCUGGCACUGGCGGUAAUGCUAGCGGAUCUGGAUCUGGAUCUACUACCACUUCUAGCGCUGCUCCAACCACGACUUCAAGUGCUUCUCGUACCACUACUUCUUCUUCCAGUGCUGCUCCAACCACGACUUCUAGUACUUCUUGUACCACGACUUCGAGUGCUUCUCGUACCACGACUUCCAGCGCUGCUCCAACCACUACUUCUACUUCCAGUGCUGUUCCAACCACUUCUUCUUCCAGCGCUGCUCCUACCACCACCUCUUCAUCUAGCGCUGCUCCUACCACUACUUCUUCAUCUAGCGCUGCUCCUACCACUACUUCUUCAUCUAGCGCUGCUCCUACCACUACUUCUUCAUCUAGCGCCGCUCCAACCACUACUUCAAGUGCUUCUCGUACCACUACUUCUUCUUCCAGUGCUGCUCCAACCACUACUUCUACUUCCAGUGCUGCUCCAACCACUACUUCUUCUUCCAGUGCUGCUCCAACGACUACUUCUUCAUCUAGCGCUGCUCCAACGACUACUUCUUCAUCUAGCGCUGCUCCAACCACUACUUCCAGCGCUGCUCCUACCACUACUUCUUCAUCUAGCGCCGCUCCAACCACGACUUCAAGUGCUUCUCGUACCACUACUUCCAGCUCUGCUCCAACCACUACUUCUACUUCCAGCGCUGCUCCAACCACUACUUCUACUUCCAGCGCUGCUCCAACCACUACUUCUACUUCCAGUGCUGUUCCAACCACUUCUUCUUCCAGCGCUGCUCCAACCACUACUUCUUCAUCUAGCGCUGUUCCAACCACUACUUCUUCUUCCAGCGCUGCUCCAACCACUACUUCUUCUUCCAGCGCUGCUCCAACCACUACUUCUUCUUCCAGCGCUGCUCCUACCACGACUUCAAGUGCUGCUCCUACCACGACUUCAAGUGCUUCUCGUACCACUACUUCUUCUUCCAGUGCUGCUCCAACCACGACUUCUAGUACUUCUUGUACCACGACUUCGAGUGCUUCUCGUACCACGACUUCCAGCGCUGCUCCAACCACUACUUCUUCAUCCAGUGCUGCCCCCACUACUACUUCCUCUUCCACCCCUACUUCUUCCAGUUCUGCCACUGCUUCUCCUACCUCUAGCACCAACAACGGAACUGGUCAAGGCCAGGGUUCCGGCAAAGGUACCGGUGGUGGCUCUACCAGUGCUGGCAACGGAUCUGCCUCUGCUGAAGGGAACUCUCAGAGUAAUGCUGACGCUUCUGGGCAAGGCAACGGUGGCAGUGCCUCCGGAACUGCAGGUGUUGGCACGGGUACUGGAACUGGUAACGGUAACAGUAAUGUAAACGCUGCUAUUUCUACUCCUGGCGCAUCUGCUUCUGGCGGUGGCACUACCAACACUAAUGGCUCUGGUACUGGUACUGGUAAUGGCUCUGGAAGCUCUGGUACUGGUGCUGGUAACUCUACUGCAAAUGGUGAGGGUACUGGUAACGGUAAGACUUCUUCUGAUUCAAAUGGUUCCAGUGCUAAUGCCUCUGGAUCUGGCUCUGGAUCUGGUGCUGCUACUGGUACUGGCACCAGCACUGGUGCUGGAUCUCAAGGCUCUGGUACUGCUUCUGGCACCGGUACUGGCACCGGUACUGGCAAUGCUGGAACCAGCUCCAGCGCUGCUCCUGACACUUCUAAGACUGGUAGUGCAUCUGUUUCUGCCUCAGGUUCUGGUUCUGGUUCCGGUUCUGGUUCUGGCUCCGGUUAUGGUGGUACUGAUUCUAACUCCUCUGGCACUGGUACAGGUACAGGUACCGGUACCGGUUCUGGUUCUGGCUCGGGUUCUGCUACUUCUGGUGGUGUUACUGUUUCAGCUUCUGGCGGUGGCUCUGGUACUGGUACUGGUACUGGUACCGGAACUGGCAGCAAUGGUGAUGGUACUGGUUCAGGUGCUGGCGCUGGCGCUGGCUCUGGCUCUGGUUCUGGUGCUGCUGCUGCCACUGCUGCUGGUGCCAACGGUGCAACUGCUGCUUCAGGUUCAGGUUCAGGCACUGGUACUGGCACUGGUACCGGCUCUUCUACAGAUAAGAGUUCUGGCACUGGCACUGGCUCUGGUGCAGGCACUGGCAGUGGUUCCGGCUCAGCUGUUAGCAACAAGAGAUCUUAA